Sorex araneus (European shrew) is the source of this 2591-nucleotide messenger RNA. It is a transcript of the gene LAS1L, whose product is annotated as LAS1 like ribosome biogenesis factor. Lineage: Eukaryota; Metazoa; Chordata; Mammalia; Eulipotyphla; Soricidae. Gene Ontology annotation, molecular function: endonuclease activity. The record is from RefSeq and is a predicted model, not a curated record. The transcript is spliced from 13 exons. The coding region runs from base 115 to 2382 and encodes 755 amino acids. Gene Ontology annotation, cellular component: preribosome, large subunit precursor; Las1 complex. Gene Ontology annotation, biological process: maturation of 5.8S rRNA; maturation of LSU-rRNA.
AAGUGGGUAGCACGUUUAACAGAAGAUUGUUCGGUGUUCCAAGGCACAAGGUCUGGCGUGGAGCCCAGUAGCUCGUGGUGAUCUGGGGCCGGGCCAGGUCUGGUUCCCUGGGGGAUGGAUCUCGUGUGGAGUGCGUGGUGCGGAAAGUGCCUCAAAGACAACGGCCCGUCGCCUCUGUGGGCCCAGAGCAUUGUGGUGGCCUGGCUGAAUCGGGCAGAGUGGGAUCAGGUGACCGUUUAUCUGUUUUGCGACGACCAUAAGUUGCAGCGGUACGCGCUCAACCGCAUCACGGUGUGGAGGAGCAGGUUAGGAAACGAACUCCCCCUGGCAGUGGCUUCUACUGCUGACCUGGUACGCUGUAAGCUCAUGGAUGUAACUGGUGGCUUGGGCACUGAUGAACUUAGACUGCUGUAUGGCAUGGCGUUGAUCAGGUUUGUGAAUCUUAUUUCGGAGAGGAAGACAAAGGUUGCGGAGAAGAAGACAAAGGUUGCGGAGAAGAAGACAAAGGUUACCAAAGUUCCCCUCAAGUUCCUGGCUCAAGAGGUGAAUAUUCCAGAUUGGAUUGUUGAACUCCGCCAUGAAUUGACCCACAAGAAAAUGCCCCAUUUAAAUGACUGCCGUAGAGGUUGCUACUUUGUGCUGAAUUGGCUCCAGAAGACCUUUUGGUGCCGCCAACUGGAAAACAGCCUGAGAGAUACCUGGGAGUUGGAGAAUAGGGAAGAAACAGAUGAAGAGGACCAAGAGGAGAAUAAGAAUACUGUUGAUCAUGUGACAGAACAGAAAUCAGAGCCUAAGGAUGAGGAGAAAGGUGCACAGCCAGAUGUCAAGGCUGAUGGAGGCAGUGAAGGCAACAAAGAGGUUGAUUCACAGUGGGAAAAGGCUCUGAGACAUAAAGAGCUCUAUGAAAGAGCCCGGGAACUGUUGGUAUCAUACGAAGAGGAGCAAUUUAAGGUGCUGGAGAAAUGUAGGCAUUUAUCUCAUGCCAUUAAGGCAUGGAAUAACCUCUCCCCACCUAUAGAAUGCAUCCUGGCAGAACUCAAGGGCAUUACAUGGGAGAACAGGGAGGCUGUGCUGGAUGCAUUCCUGGAUGAUGGCUUUCUCAUUCCCACAUUUGAGCAGUUGGCAGCUUUGCAGAUAGACUAUGAAGAAAACAUGGAUUUGAAUGAUGUUCUGGUGCCAAAGCCGUUCUCUCAAUUCUGGCAGCCCCUACUCAGGGGCCUACACUCCCAGACCUUCACGCAGGCCCUGCUGGAGAGGAUGCUCUCUGAGCUGCCAGCCUUGGGGGACAGUGGAAUUCGACCCACCUACAUCCUGAGAUGGACCAUUGAACUGAUCGUGGCUAACACCAAGACUGGACGAAAUGCUCGCCGGUUUUCUGCAAGCCAAUGGGAAGUAAGAAGGAGCUGGAGGCUGUUCAAUUGUUCUGCGUCCCUUGACUGGCCCCGGGUGAUUGAGUCUUGUUUGGGCUCACCUUGCUGGGCCAGCCCCCAACUCCUUCAGCUUGUCUUCAAAGCCAUGGGACAGGUCCUGCCAGAUGAGGAGCAGGAGAAGUUGCUGUGCAUCUGUUCCAUUUAUACUCAGAGUGGAGAAAACAGUGUGGUACAGGAAGGCUCAAAGAUGACCCGUUAUGGGACUUCUCCUUACACACUGGAUAGCCUGUACUGGAGCAUUAAACCAGCUGGCUCCAGCUCUGGACUUUCAGGAGAAGCACAACAGCAGAAGGAACAGGGCAAUAUUAGUGACAUCAAGGAAGAUGAGGAGGAUAAAGAGGUCUUAGAAGAUCCGGUUGAGGAGGAAGACGAAAAUGUUGCCCAGAAGAAAUGGGAGGAGGAGGAAGAGGAGGAGGAAGAAGAGGAGGAGGAGGAGGAGGAGGAGGAGGAAGAGGAGGAGGAGGAAGAGGAGGAGGAGGAGGAGGAGGAGGAGGAGGAAUAUGAAGAAGAUGAAGAUGAGGAAGAUGAAGAUGAGGAAGGUGAAGAUGAAGAGAGAAUGGAUGUAGUGCCUUUUUCAAUUGGGGAGGAGUCUCCAACUGUUGAGAAUGCCAGGCUCCUAGCCCAGAAAAGAGGAAUUUUGCAGGGCUCUACAUGGCAAGUUAGUUCAGAAGAUGUGCGAUGGGACACAUUCCCAUUAGGCCGAAUUCCUGGUCAGACUGAGGACCCAGCAGAGUUGAUGCUAGAGAAUUAUGACACCAUGUAUCUGUUGGAUCAGCCUGUGCUAGAGCAGCGACUGGAACCCCCAAAGUGCAAGACUGGUACCCUGGGCUUGAGCUGUGGCAUUAGCAGUGGCAACUGCAGCAAUGGCAGUGACAGCAGCAGUAAGUUGGAGGGCCUUCUUUGGAGCCAGGAACAGCUGCAUGGGCUCAAAAUGGGCCUGCAGCUCUUCUGAUGCCUGCCCUGUUGCAAGUGUUCAUCCAGCUCUGCUGGAGCAGCAACCUCUCCCACUCCUAACCCCAGUGUACCUGAGGCUCCAUGAAACAACCUGGGAGACAGCCUUCAUCACUCACCUAAGCUCAGCUUUCUAUCACAAUGGAAUUAUGACUAUAUUUGGGGCUUUUUAAAAUUUUAUUUUGAAAAACAAUAAACAGAUCAAUAUUG